Molecule: messenger RNA, 6388 nt
Organism: Galeopterus variegatus (Sunda flying lemur)
Lineage: Eukaryota; Metazoa; Chordata; Mammalia; Dermoptera; Cynocephalidae
Product: transcriptional activator GLI3-like
Biological process (GO): smoothened signaling pathway; regulation of transcription by RNA polymerase II
Cellular component (GO): nucleus
Molecular function (GO): RNA polymerase II cis-regulatory region sequence-specific DNA binding; DNA-binding transcription factor activity, RNA polymerase II-specific
Source: RefSeq, a predicted model, not a curated record
AUGGGGGCCUUGGAGAUGCAGUGUCUGAAGAGUCAUAUAAAUAACGACCACAUUCAUGGAGAGAAGAAGGAGUUUGUGUGCCGGUGGCUCGAUUGCUCGAGAGAGCAGAAGCCCUUCAAAGCGCAGUACAUGCUGGUGGUGCACAUGAGACGACACACGGGCGAGAAGCCUCACAAAUGCACUUUUGAAGGUUGCACAAAGGCCUACUCGAGACUAGAAAACUUGAAAACGCACUUGAGAUCUCACACUGGAGAGAAACCGUACGUCUGUGAGCACGAAGGUUGCAAUAAAGCUUUCUCAAACGCCUCCGAUCGUGCCAAGCACCAAAACAGAACACAUUCCAAUGAGAAACCAUAUGUGUGCAAAAUCCCAGGCUGCACCAAGCGUUACACAGACCCGAGCUCCCUCCGGAAACACGUGAAGACGGUGCAUGGCCCAGAGGCUCACGUCACCAAGAAGCAGCGUGGGGACAUCCAUCCUCGGCCCCCACCCCCUCGAGAUUCGGGCAGCCACUCACAGUCCAGGUCCCCCGGCCGGCCGACUCAGGGAGCCCUCGGUGAGCAGAAGGACCUCAGCAACACUACCUCAAAGCGGGAAGAAUGCCUCCAGGUGAAAACAGUCAAGGCUGAGAAGCCCAUGACAUCUCAGCCAAGCCCUGGUGGUCAGUCUUCAUGCAGCAGCCAACAAUCCCCCAUCAACAACUAUCCCAACAGUGGGCUCGAGCUUCCUCUGACCGAUGGAGGUAGCAUAGGAGACCUCAGUGCCAUCGAUGAAACCCCGAUUAUGGACUCAACCAUUUCCACUGCAACCACAGCUCUCGCCUUGCAAGCUAGGAGAAACCCAGCAGGGACCAAAUGGAUGGAGCACGUGAAAUUAGAAAGGCUAAAACAAGUAAAUGGAAUGCUCCCACGACUGAACCCUGUUCUACCCCCCAAAGCCCCUGCAGUCUCUCCUCUCAUAGGAAAUGGCACACAGUCCGGUAGCAGCUGCAGUCUGGCCGGGCCGGGGACGCUCCUCCCGAGCAGAAGCGACCUCUUGGGCGUGGACCUCACCGUGCUGAACCUGCUGGGCAGGAGGGACAGCAGCACCAGCAGCAUCAGCUCGGCCUACCUGAGCAGCCGCCGCUCGUCGGGCAUCUCGCCCUGCUUCUCCAGCCGCAGGUCCAGCGAGGCCUCUCAGGCUGAGGGCCGGCCGCAGAACGUGAGCGUGGCCGACUCCUACGACCCCAUCUCCACCGACGCCUCCCGCAGGUCCAGCGAGGCCAGCCAGGGCGACGGCCUGCCCGGCCUGCUGAGCCUAACACCCGCGCAGCAGUACCGCCUCAAGCACGGCUACGGCCGGCGCCCCCUGCUGCCCUCCGACGCGCUGGGGGGCGGCGUGCGCAGGGCGAGCGACCCCGUGCGCACAGGCCCGGAGCUGCCCUCUGUGCCCCGGGCGCAGCGCUUCAGCAGCCUCAGCCCUCCGGUGUUGCCUCCAUCCGCAGACAAGCGGAACCUGGUGCUGCAGAACUACACGCGGCCCCCCGAGGGCGGCCAGUCCCGUCACUUCCACGCGUCCCCCUGCCCCCCCAGCAUCACCGAGAAUGUCACCCUGGAGUCCCUGUCCAUGGGCGCCGAUGCCAGCUUGAGCGAUGAGGAUUUCUUGCCAGAUGACGUGGUGCAGUAUCUAAACUCCCAGAACCAAGCAGCGUAUGAGCAGCACUUCCAGAGCACCAUCGCCGACGACAGUAAAGUGGCCCACGGGCCCGGGGACUUUGGCCCUCCCGGGCUUCCGGCCAGCCACGCCAGCCAGCAGUACCGUGCCCUCGAGCAGCCCUCCGCCGACGGCGGCAAGCCUGACCUGCCCAUUCAGUGGAACGAAGUCAGCUCCGGAAGCGCCGAGCUGUCCUCUGCCAAGCUGAAGUGUGGCCCUCGCUCCAGCACGCAGCAGGCCCGGGCCUUCGGUCCCUACGGCGGCGUGGUCCACCUGCAGCACCCGCUGCGGAGCGGCGCCGGCCCUGCGGGGGGAUACCAGCCCCUUGGGGAAAACGACAGCUCCUACGGUGGUCCCGAGCCCUUGGUGACCCACAGCGGCAGCGCAGCUGGCACCAGUGGAAAUGCCUUCCACGAGCAGCCCUACAAGGCCCUGCAGUAUGAGAACUGUCUCAGCAGGCAGCUGCCGGCCCCCGGCGCUCUGGGUGGUACCUGCGCAGCCAGCAUUCAAGGAUCAAAGCUGAAGAGCGCCGCUGUGCACGGGAGUGGGGGCCCGCUGGAUUUUGGCCUGGCAGCGGCCCCAACCGAGUCAGCUGGCAGCGCAGUGAACGGCGUGCAGACCCAAGACCUGGCGGGACAGGGCUACCUCGCUCUCCAGCUGCUCGGCGGUAGCCAGCAGCAGCAGGGGCUGGGCCGGCCCGGGCAGCAGGUGCCAGGCCAGGUCAGCACCGUCCCGCAUGGAGGUGUCUACCCGGGGCCACAGAGCUGCCUGCCGGGGGCUCAGGGCAGCCAGCUGUCAAACCUGGCAGCUGUCAGGGGCUACCAGCCGUGUGCCAGCUUUGGGGGCGGCAGGCGCCAGGGUGUGGCGAGGGGACAGCUCAGUGACACAAGUGAGACCUGCAGGGUGAAUGGCAUCAAGCUGGAGAUGCAAGGGCAGACCUCGCAGCUCUGUUCCAAUGUGCAGAACUACUCUGGUCAGUUCUAUGACCAGACCAUGGGCUUCAGUCAGCAAGACACGAAAAUGGGGUCAUUCUCCAUUUCAGAAGCCAGCUGCCUGCUGCAGGGGACCAGCGCCGAAAACUCUGAGUUACUUUCCCCAGGUGCUAACCAGGUGACGAGCACGGUGGAUGGCCUCGACAGCCAUGACCUGGAAGGGGUGCAGAUCGAUUUCGAUGCCAUCAUCGACGACGGGGACCACGCCAGCCUGGUGUCAGGGGCCCUGAGCCCCAGCAUCAUUCAGAACUUUUCCCACAGCUCCUCCCGCCUCACCACCCCGCGCGUGGCCCUCCCGUUCCCCGCACUGUCCCUGAACACCACCAACAUGGCCAUCGGGGACAUGAGUUCUUUGCUAACCUCCCUGGCGGAAGAAAGCAAAUUCCUUGCAGUUAUGCAGUAAGCAUUAGGGAAAAGGACCGUAAACAAACGUAAGACUAUAGGAGUUGAAAAGAAGAAACUGUUUUGGGCUGGUUUGUUUUUUUUAGUUCUGUAUGUAUUUUAGCAAUCUCAUCUCACCUGACUGGGAUGUGUUUCAAGUAUAUUCCUUUUAUGGAAAAGGACUCUGAAAAACCCUAAAGUAUUCUAGGGAGAAACUGUCUUACAUUUCAGUUUUGAGUCAGUAUUGUUACACUCGAACCACCCUCUUUUUUACUUUAAACUGUAAGCCUGCCCCGUUUUUUAGUAAACCAGUGUCAGUGUGUGACGUGCUGCACGCUCUUCUUCCUUUUCGAAGAGCAGGCAAAUGAGAAGAUUUGACUCGUUUCUCUGUUACUCAAGGGAAGCAGGAGUUGGUGUGCUUGUGACCAAGGGGUUACACUUCCAGCUUUUUAAUUUUCUUUUACAUAUGCUCAGUGUUUCGUUUUUGUGUUUUGUGUGUUGGGUUUUGUUUUGUUUUGUUUUUCUUUUGAUUCCCACAUUGGGCACAAGAAUCAGAAUUCGGAUAGUGAGUUUUAGAAUCCUUUGUGGGCGCAAUGUCAAGAUUUGUGACAUGUUCCCCACCCCUAAUUCAGUUCAGGGCAGACUUUCGACAGUUGCACAGGAGUGGGAACUUGGGGCUCUUGCAAAUGAGGUCAUUUGUUCACAGUGUGGGAUUCACACCUUUUGUGUCAGUACGUGUGCUUUUGGGUGGGUGUGUCGAUGUGGUCAGUCCUCAGUUACCCCCUUUUGCCUCUUCUCCCUCUGCUUCCCUCGGCAGCCACUGUUUAGUGCUGCGGUGAGAGGGAGGGGACAGGCCGCUGUGGCACUCAGACACAUUGCUGCUUUUCUGUUCUGGGAAGAGUUAGAUUGUAGAUUGAAGCAACUCAGUAGAAUUAGUUUGGGGAAUAUUUGUGGGAUUGCUAUAUUUGUUGAUUAGUUCCAUCUCUUUCCCCGUUAUCAUAGAUAACUAAGAAUUGAUUAUGUAUAGCUCUAAGUAUAUAGGUAUUUAAAAAACCCCACAAACAGCUAUAUCAUUAACAUUUAUUAAUCCCACUAUAGUGAAGGAGUAUUUCUAUUCUAGACACCCUAUUUUAAGGGAUUUAUAAAACUUAGUUGUAAAAGAAAAAGCUCACAUAAAUUGAUGUUGGGAGUAAACUACUUCAACCGUUUUUAGUAUUCGAGAGCACUGGGGAAGAUAUUUAGUAGCUGUGCAGAUGCCUUUCCACACCCUGUCUAUUUAAUGCUGCAUCCAUUUAAGAAGUUCAAUGUUAUAUGCAGUCAGUCCUUCAUGUGGACUAGUAUCAAUACUUUUGUUUUGGAUUAAAACAUUUAAGGAUUUAUAAGUGCAGCUAUUCCCCAUGUGCAGUUGAUACACAUAAAAGUCAUACUAUGUGUGCACAAAGAGUACAUGGAUUGUCCAGCAUAUUGCUUUUAAAAUAUGUAAACUAUUAAAAUAAAACUUAACACCUCAAAGAACCUGCUGUAUUCUGUCCUGUUGACCCCUGGAGGUGGAUUUACCCAAAGUGAUUCAUAAUUCAAUUGUGUGGCUUUUUCCCUGACAUUUAAAUUAGUAGUAGAAGGAUAAAAUUAAGUGUUACAUAAUGGAAAGACUGUUAGGACCAGCCCAUUUUUCUCAUGUUUAUUUUAUCUCAUUUGGACCGAGAAUCUCAGCACAGAGGUAAAUUUGCCAUUUGGGAUUUUGUGUGUAAGACUGUUGGGUUUGCUUUCAGACAGACGUUCCUGAGACCAGCAGAGGAUGCUGCAGUCCCUUGUGCACUCCCUGCCACCCUCCCCACAUAUCCCCUUCCUGUAAAUCAAAGGAUACGCCCCUUCUGGAGCAGCUCAAAAGCAGCCAAGAAACUACUGAUGUGAGCUUAGGAGAGUGGUCUCUUAUUACUUUUCAGCUGAAAAAGCAAGGCUUUUCCUAGGUUCCUCAAACAGGUCACGAUCUGGUCACAAAAUCAGUGAUCCAUUCCCUGAAUCUCAUUUUUCCAGGAAUCUCCAAAUCUCCAGAUCCUGGUCUUAGCUCACAAGCUCUUAUGGUUUUGCCCAAUCCCUUUCCUAGUCUUGGUUUCAAAGCCUGGGCUCUUGUGUUCUCCACUCCUGAUUCGGGAGUGUGGGUCCCUGGCAUCAAGCUGACCUUCUCCAUCGGAGUUUUUUCCUGAAGUGUUUUGGGUAUGACCUGCACUUCUCAAUGGCCAUAAUUUCCCAUAAUGAUUUUGCCCUUCCUGGAAGGACGGACAGCGAUCAGGACGAGCGUCGUCAUCUUGUGCAGCUGCCGCUUCCUUUGGUUUCCAGUUAUUCUCUAGGCCUCCCCCUUUCUUUACUUUUUCUUUUCAUAUUUUUUUCUUUUUAUAUUUUGCUACUGCUUUUUGAUUUGCCAGAGACAUGUUUUCAGCUCAAUAUUUGGCUUCUCUCAAUAGGGAAAUUUCAGAAGGGCAGAGGAUAGGAGGGAAGAGGAAAGUGUACUUUUCCAGAAUUUUGGUGAUCUAUUGUGACAGUCUGGUGGAAGGAGGUCUUUCGAGGUCACUUAGAAGUAUCCUGUCAGGGUACAGGUUCUCUGCAGACUCACAGUGGGACCCACCCCCAGCCUCCACCCUUCUCUCCAUUUCUCUAACCUAUGCAUUUAGAAAGAGUGCUGCCUCCUGGUGUCACUGUCCUACUUUUUAUAAAAUUGCAGGGUCAUAGAUGGUACUCCUGUUUAACAUCUGUGUUAAACUUGUUUUUAUUUUCCAAGCCAUUUUUGUUUUAUUUUUCUAAAGAACUAAGCUACCACCUGCUUCUCACACACUGGCUCGUCCUCUUGAGCCACAAAGUUUUGAUUCUUGCGAUGUAUGUGCCUUAUUUUAUGUUAAUCUUGUCAGUGAGAGGGACCAGUUGUUGUGGCCGGGUCAGCGGUGAGCUCCCCGGCCCAGGGCACAGGACCGUAGCAGAGGCCGAGCUGUCUCGUGACCUGGCUUCCUGUGUUGUGAGCUGAUAGGAGGCUGUUCUCAUCUGACAAGCUACCUUUGGGUAUCCUGCCAACGUGUAAGAAAAACGACAAGUUCAUUUCUUUCACCUUUUUUAGAUUUUUUAAAAAUGAAAUGUGUAAUCCUUUUUUUAAAAGAAACACGUGUAAAUACAUUUAAGUAUGGUAGGUGUAGUGUUCCGACGUGACCGGCCGGGCCCCCUGGGCCGCAGCCCGCCGCGGGCGACCUCUGCCUUUGCUUUACAGAACCACUUAGUCCUUUUGUAACAAAGAAAACUGUUUCUUACCAAGUCAAUAAAAAACUCUUUGUACUGAA